Molecule: messenger RNA, 198 nt
Organism: Phytomonas sp. Hart1
Lineage: Eukaryota; Euglenozoa; Kinetoplastea; Trypanosomatida; Trypanosomatidae
Source: the annotation of a GenBank genome assembly
AUGCCCUCGGAAGCUUAUAACGUCGGUUGCUACCUGUUGGACCGUCUCGUGGAGAUGGGUUGCAAUAGGCUCUUUGGUGUUCCUGGCGAUUACAACUUGCGCUUUCUCGACGAUGUCGUGUCGAGCAAGGGUCUCAAGUGGGUUGGCUGCUGUAACGAACUCAAUGGUGCAUAUGCGCUAGAACAUUUUUUAUCUUAG